AUGGCUAGAAACAAAGUGAACUAUGCAUUGAUUGAAGAUGCUAGUAAAAGAAAAGUGUCAUAUAAUAAAAGACUGAAAGGGCUCUUGAAAAAAUUUGAUGAACUGAAUACACUUUGUGAUGUUGAAGUGGCUACAAUCAUAUACGGCCCUUACAGAAAUGAAUCAUAUACAUUUCCAAAUAAUGAUGUUGUACGCAACACUUUUAUAACGUUUAAGGAGUUGCCGACAUUGGAGAGAUCUAAAUGCAUGGUGACAAGAGAAGAGUUCACCAUGCAAAGGAUCAAGAAGUUGGAGGAACAACUUCAAAAGGUACAUGAUCAAAUGAUAAAAGAGGAUGAUGGAGAGGGUUCUACAUCGAAUGUCCCUCAACCCAUUGUUGAACCAAUGGUACCCAGUAGGAACAACUCUGAAGAACCAAGGGAUCCUUCUCCUCUAUUGUUUUCACAAAUAUUUCCUCCAAUGGUUCCACAAUUGUUUUCUCCAAUGCCUCAACACAUGGCUGUUGGAAGACCACUUGGACUGACCCCUCCAAUGCCAUCAACAAUAAUGGAUUCUCUGAUUCCUUCACCAAUGAUGGAUUCUUUGAUGCCUGCACCGAUGAUUGAUUCUCCGAUGCCUUCAUUAAUAAUGGCUCCUCCAAUGUAUUCUCCUGUGUCUCCUACAAUGACACAUCAAAUGGAACCUACAAUGGAUAUCCCUUGA
Molecule: messenger RNA, 702 nt
Organism: Solanum verrucosum
Lineage: Eukaryota; Viridiplantae; Streptophyta; Magnoliopsida; Solanales; Solanaceae
Product: MADS-box protein SOC1-like
Exons: 2
Coding region: 1-702 (233 amino acids)
Biological process (GO): positive regulation of transcription by RNA polymerase II
Molecular function (GO): protein dimerization activity; DNA-binding transcription factor activity, RNA polymerase II-specific; RNA polymerase II cis-regulatory region sequence-specific DNA binding
Source: RefSeq, a predicted model, not a curated record